Messenger RNA from Mitosporidium daphniae, 765 nucleotides. RefSeq lists its product as uncharacterized. The transcript is spliced from 2 exons. The coding region runs from base 1 to 765 and encodes 254 amino acids. NCBI's taxonomy places the organism in Eukaryota, Fungi, Microsporidia. The record is from RefSeq and is a predicted model, not a curated record.
AUGGAGGGCUUGAAAAAAAAACAAGCCUCAAUACUUUCAGAUAUUCUUGAAACCUCAAAUGCGGUUACCGUUUUGGGUAUGAUGGGCAAAUACCAGCGCGAGUUGCCGCUUGUUGACGCUACCUUUAAAGCAAGCAACAUAUCAAUCAAUAGAGAGAAUAUUGAAGCCGAUGUCACACCUACAAAAGCGGGACAAAAAGCUUUGUCCGUCCAACAACAGAUCUUGACAACACAAGAAGAGCCUUCCUCGUUGUUGAAUAUCCCAUCAUGCUGGAUAGAUCGGAUUAUAGAUCUACUAUUAGGUGACGUAUAUGAAUAUGGCGGGGAGUUCAUUUCUGAAGCAGGUCGCCCCUCAACUUCACACUCGGGCUGCUUUCCGACUUGCCUGCCAGUAUAUGCCCUUAUAUGCAGAACGUGCAAGUCACAUAAUGGAAUGGUUCCAUAUCAUAGAGCUUCAACUAUAGUCUAUAAAUGUCCCAUUUGUAAUGUUGAAAACGAGGCCCUUGGAAACGAAGAAAAGGUGGAAAAAAUGGAAAAAGUAGAAAAUAUGGAAAGAAUGGAAAAAAUUGAGCCCUACGAUGAAAAUCAUCUAGAAAAUAGUGCCAAAGAAAGCCCUUGUAGAUUUGAAGAAAGCACAGAGAAUACGCAGCUUGAAACAAGCCCAAAUGAUGAAGAUGAAAAAAGCCCAUUAAGCAGGAAAGGCACUAGACGCAAAUCGUCGCUUGGGAAUUCUAAGAGUCAGAGAAGGAAACAAACUUCAGGCUAA